AUGGAGCAGUGGUACGGAACAGCCCCUGGUCUGCCCGUCUCGUCAUCGCCGCGCGUUGUGCACGUUCGGCCCGUGCGACCCCAUCGACCUCUACCUACGCUGCCCAUCAAAGUCAAGAUGGAGCCCGAGAGCGACGAUGAAAAACCCAGUGCAUGGGAGAGACAGACCACCCAGCGUGGUGUCUGUCUGGUCGGACAACGGGACGUCGUCGUCGUCGUCGGCGUCGUCGUCGGCCAGCGGAGCGGACGAGCCGGACGGUUCGUCGCAGCAUUCGUCGGCACAACGCGCCGUGGCGUCGUCUUCGCAGCACUCGCUGUCCUCGUCUCCCCCCCCGCUCGACGUCCUCCGCCGACCGGCAGCAACUGGCGCCCCCGACGCCCCCCUCCAACGCCGCUGCGCGACCUCGACUCCUUGGACGCUUGGGAGACCAGCCUGCAGGCCAACCUGCGGUACCACGGUCUGGCCGGGUUUCUCGACGAGGGGGGUGGCGGCGACGCCAAGCCCACGCACCGGGACAGCCUUGCCUAUGCUCAGUAG
Sporothrix schenckii 1099-18 is the source of this 537-nucleotide messenger RNA. RefSeq lists its product as uncharacterized. NCBI's taxonomy places the organism in Eukaryota, Fungi, Ascomycota, Sordariomycetes, Ophiostomatales, Ophiostomataceae. The transcript is spliced from 2 exons. The coding region runs from base 1 to 537 and encodes 178 amino acids. The record is from RefSeq and is a predicted model, not a curated record.